AUGGAAGCGGAUGAGUACUUUACCACAUACGAUGCGCUCAAAGAUGUAAGUGACACUGUUCCCUUAUCGCCCGCUUAUCAUCCGCCCGCUGCCACACUGGCUUAUCACUUUUUGAAUCUGUGAUGAGCGACGAAAAAUUUAGCAGAGUAGAAACUAUAAAUUUCCAAAAUGUACUCGGCCGCGGUUAGACGAUUGAAGUUCAAGGUUAGAAAACAUUGAAAAGACGAGUGUCGAAAUGACAGAAUUGUUCAAAAUGGAAUUCGAUUUCAGCAGCAGAAAAAGGAGCACGCCGUGCGACGGCAGCUGCCACUCAAAACGAGUGAAAACUGCGGAAUAAUGAAGAUCGUGUGGUCGCAGUUCGAUUUCAUGACAGGACCCGAACUGAAAUUCGUGUGGGAUGUCACUCCGUCCACUUCAAUUUCGCCAGUCAACCUUUCCGGAGAAGAUGGAUCCAUUGCCGACGCGGAAAGUUUGAUGGACUCUUCUGGUUCCAAUCAGUCGGUCUCCUUCGAGGAAAUCGAUGAUCCUCUCAAAGUAAGCAGUUUUAAAAAGCCGGACGUUUUAGGGAUUGUUCGAUUUUCAGACAGAGCUGACCAUUCUGGAAGGAUUGGACGAGAACUUGGUGGAUUCUUUCGCUGAACUGGACUUAAUGCAUGCGGGCGAUUACAAGUACAAAACCAUGAAAUAUCUAGACGAAUAUAUGACGGAAAGCUCGACGACAAGUACGAAAACUUUGACAAUGGACGACUCUCGUUUGAUGGAAAGCCCUGAAAGCAGCGGAAAGUCGUUAAAAGACGAAGGCCUCGACCACUGCUGCAGCGGUAAAUUUCUUGCCGAAGAAGACCGAUUCGGCAGCAGUUUUGGACUCGCGUCGCCUUCUCCGAACGACACCGGAGAUCUCGGAAGGCUGCUCGCGAGUAGGUAUCCUAACGAUGAAGACAGAGAGAUCGCCGAGUAUCUGCGAGAAAAGAUCGCUUCUAACCAAGAGACUGCGGCUGCGGAUUGUGUGGCGCACCUGACCGAGCACUACGAACUCGACAGAUUGUCUCCGAUUAUUCAUGGCGACGACGGUGGGCUAUCACGUUUUUAUAAUAUUGAAGUAUUCAUUUUCUCAGAGCUCCGCCAGUCUUGUGUGGAUUCUGGAGUGGGCGUUUCCACGCACAGCGACUUGUCCGCAUUGUGCCUGAGCCCCCCAAACGAAACGACUUCUCGGAGGUUUGAGGACGCGUUCGGAAUGAUGACGUCGUCUCCAAAUCCGAACACGAGAAGGUUCCGAAGAGAUUCAACGAGCACUCCCCCGCCCAGAGAUAUCUUCGACUUUUUCGAUGAUCAAAUCGACUUUGGAGAAACCUACGUGACCGACGAAGCGUUUGUUGCCAAGUGUGUGCUGGCUGAACUUAUUUGCAAGUAAGAACGUCCCUCUUCUUCGCAAAAAGAAAAACAUUUCGAUUGCAGUACUCCUCACUCAAGAUGUCCCCUCCAGCACAAAAUGAUAGUAUCGCCUCCCGCCAUCUUCUAGUUUCUGCUUCAUUUUUUCGGCUCAGAAUCGCAACGGCUCGACGAUCACCUACGCCAUCUCGUUUCUGAUGUCGAAUCAGAAGCAGGAAUGGUACAUGGAUCGACAUUCUUGGUUCGAAAGAAUUGUCGGCGAUUCUGUGCCCAAGAUGAAAGCCUCUUUGUUUUCGGUUAGAAAUCUUUCAGCCAGCUUUGAAAACGUGAUAUAUUUCAGGAAGACUCCGAUGACGUUCUCGUUCGUGUCACCUCUGAGCUCUCUCGCCUCUUGUCGUUGCUCUCCGCACUAGAACGGUUCGCCCUCGUGUCUCCAGAAAGGCCUCUGAUGAUCAAGAACACACUUUUCACCGAAAAGGGAGCUGCCCUCUCCGAGAACCGGCUUCUCGCCAAGGCCAUCUCCGGAUGUCUCCAAAGUCAAGGACAUACUGUGAUCAUCGGAUCAGAUCACGUUUUGGUUGCCAAAAUGCUGCACACUCUCGCCUUUUUCGUGCCUGAAGCGCAUCAGUGGUGCUGUCUCCGCCCUUAUAGGCACAAAUACAAUCCGUAUUUGAGAUUACAAGCUAUCCGAAGGGUACUUCAAACUUUCCACUUCAAUUUCCAUUAUCUAUGUUCAUUUCCAGGCGGAACUUGAUUCGGUGAUAAAGGGCGGCACGUCGACUCCCUGGCCCGUUUGUAUCAUUGACCUCGACCGGGCGGCCGUUCGCGUGUCUGCUCCGUAUCAAAGACAUCGUGUUUUGCGAGCACGUAACGAGUCGAGAGGCGUCCGGCUGAUUCUAGAGCACGCGGGAGUUAUGACGUCGAAGAACACCACCAUUCCCGAAUUGUUGGUUACCACUUCAUUAGAAUUCUCAGAAAAUAUAACUUUUCAGACAACUCUCACACUCUCGCACUCUCGCCUGUGUCAACACAUUCCUGCGGCAGAUGGACGUGCUCCCAAUGGAAGAAUCUGUUCGAGCCGGCUUCUGUUCCCAAUUGAUGCUAUAUCUCGAUAACUUGGCCGCCGCUUUCAUCACUUUCGUCCGAGACGCCAGCCGUCCGGGGUUCGACGAAAAGGAGUGCGGCACCCGAUCGAAGUCGUUCAGUCUCUCGGAAUGCCGAAAAGCCCUCGACCUCACGAAUGACUCCCUUUUUAACGCGGUACUCGCGAGAGCCGAAUUGCUGCAACCGGACAUAUCCGAGUUCAUCUACAUGUAA
Messenger RNA from Caenorhabditis sp. 36 PRJEB53466, 2706 nucleotides. NCBI's taxonomy places the organism in Eukaryota, Metazoa, Nematoda, Chromadorea, Rhabditida, Rhabditidae. The record is from the annotation of a GenBank genome assembly.